Messenger RNA from Spodoptera littoralis (African cotton leafworm), 1473 nucleotides. Lineage: Eukaryota; Metazoa; Arthropoda; Insecta; Lepidoptera; Noctuidae. The record is from the annotation of a GenBank genome assembly.
AUGGUACAAAAGCGGAACAGAUUUUUAAGUACAACGAAUUCCUCACAAGAUGACGAUGCGGACUGGGCAAGGAAUAGUUCCAUUGAUGAGUUCAUUGUUCACAAUGGAACCAAUGACACAAUUGAAACAUUGUACGAUGUGCCUACCGGUAUGAUAGUGCUGCUCUCGUUUCUGUACGGCUCGAUAUCGGUACUGGCAGUGGUGGGCAACUUCCUAGUGAUGUGGGUCGUUGCCACUUCGAGAAGAAUGCAGAGCGUCACAAACUGCUACAUUGCAAAUCUAGCUUUAGCUGACAUAGUCAUAGGAUUAUUCGCUGUACCAUUUCAAUUCCAAGCCGCGUUGCUCCAGCGAUGGCUGCUGCCACACUUCAUGUGUCCAUUCUGUCCGUUCGUGCAAGCGCUGAGCGUCAACGUCAGUGUGUUUACGUUGACUGCCAUUGCCGUGGACAGACAUCGGGCGAUUAUCACACCUCUCAGUGCCCACACUUCAAAGCGCAUAGCCAAAGUAAUAAUAGUAGUGAUAUGGUUCCUAGCACUAUCACUGGCAGCUCCAAUGGCUAUGUCUUGGGAAGUCAUCAUGGCUGAUGAAGUGGAUCCAGAUACGAAACAUUAUUACAAGAAGCCGUUCUGUGCUCCCACCGAGUUCGGUUCACAUUCGCUGGCUAUUUACAGAUUGUUACUAUACGUUUUCCAGUAUGUAAUCCCGUUGUGUGUGAUUACAUUUGCGUACGCGCACAUGGCCAUGAAGCUGUGGGGUGCGCGCGCGCCGGGAAACGCGCAAGAGACGCGUGACGCUAACCACAUGAGGAAUAAAAAGAAGGUGAUAAAAAUGCUGGUUCUGGUGGUAGCACUCUUUGCUCUAUGCUGGUUACCACUACAGAGCUACCUCUUAUUGCAAUCUUUCUUCCCGUCGAUAAAUGAGUACAAGUACAUAAAUGUGCUAUUCUUUUGCUUCGACUGGUUAGCAAUGAGUAACUCUUGUUACAACCCGUUCAUCUACGCCAUUUACAAUGAAAAGUUCAAGAAAGAAUUUAAACAACGCUUCACAUUCGGGAAAAAACCAAGUAGAUUCGUAAACGAUAGCUACGAGGAUGGUCAGUCGUAUAGAACACGGAUAUUAUCGUUCCGGUCAACAAACGAGAGAAGUGGAUACUCAACCAGAAAAUCUAUAAACUUGGCACCCACUGACACUUUGAAGGUUCCUUCCCGAAACUCAUGUCACUGCAUGAGUACACAGAAUAGAGAAAAUGGAUUUAAUUUUAUGAAAACAGAAGACAUGGAAGGACAUGGAAAUAGUAGAAGGUAUUUAAAUAUACGAAUGAGCAACACAGAUAUUGGCAAAAGAAGGUUAGCAAAGAAGCUCUCGGGCAGAGAAGAAAUGCCAAUAGGCGACGAAAGAGUCAGUGAACUGUAUAUAUUCCCUAACAGUAACAUUGUAGAAUUCACAGACAUAUCAUACGACGACAAAGUGUAA